AUGAGAGACUCUGGAAGCUUUACAAAGACAGCACGCCCGAGAGGCACUAUCAAGUUUCAUCCGUACGAAGAAUUAGACGAACUCUCGAUGAGGGAAAUCGCCAAGUUCCAAGUCACACCAUUCGGCAGAAUCAAGGAGUGCUGUGCCCAUAUCCCAUACAACAGUGGGAAGAAAGACUUCUAUGAAAAGACGGGCCGCGAGAGCUUUGAAGUAUUCAAGUACGAGUUCAGGGUUCCUGGAGACGACACCGAAUACACGGUUAUGUGGGACUACAAUGUCGGACUAGUUCGCAUGACGCCCUUUUUCAAAUGCUGCCAAUACGGCAAGACCAUGCCCGCCAAGAUGCUGAGCUUGAACCCUGGCCUCAAGGACAUAACCCAUAGCAUCACUGGCGGUGCCAUAUCUGCACAAGUGCUUACUUUUAUACGCCCGCCGCGCUGGCACCACCAGUUCAUAACCCUCCCCGAACUUCAGGCUGGACACCCGCCAACCAGCCACCAGCGAGCGCGUAUCCUCGAGAUGACCCGUACCUCGGUAGCCCUUGGCUUAGCGCAGUCCCGCGUUUCGCCCCUACGAAUUCGGCACAUAAGUCACCACAUCUUCGCCCAUGGCAAAGCGGCGGCGGCAGCAGCCAUAGCACUAUCGGAAAGAGACCGAUGGAAACCGAUCAUGACCACGGGUACGAUGCAGGCGGCGAGAGCCUUGCGGGUAGCCCGGUAA
This is a messenger RNA of Parascedosporium putredinis, 720 nucleotides long. NCBI's taxonomy places the organism in Eukaryota, Fungi, Ascomycota, Sordariomycetes, Microascales, Microascaceae. The record is from the annotation of a GenBank genome assembly.